ACUGUAACACAACAGGAAGUGCAUUCUACUCCUGUUUAUUUUCAUGUUCUCUCAAAGAUCCCUGCUUGCAACGAAUAAUAAUAAAACUGGCUAAAAAUAACCAGAGCUAGACAACUUCCACGGUUAGGCCGUCCAGCAGUAUCACAGCACCUAGCAUUAGCCUCUCGAUUGGACGGGAUCGUUACACUGGGAUGGGCGUUGCCCUGGUGACGUCACCACAAUACUAGGCGCUGACUGACACGUACGGCGUUAGAAAAAACAACAGUACAGCAAAACUAAGUGUAAAGCAGGAAGAAGAAAGCGGGUCAAAACGCAACCUGAGUGGAGAGGGGAGGCGAGUGCCGCUGCGAAUAACCUUAAUAUCCCAGAAGAGCUCUGCACAGAUCAGUCCUGGGCUCCAACAUGAACGUGUUUGACCGCAACAUCAAUUUUGAUGCUCUCUUCAAGUUCUCCCAGAUCCCCCAUUCCACCCAGGUGCACUUGAAGAAUGUUUACUCCAGCUUGGCAGUGUGUAUGUUUGUGGCCGCAGCUGGCGCAUACGUCCAUGUUGUCACUCGGCUCUUCCAGGGAGGCGUGCUCUCUUUGCUGGGUUCCCUGGGGAUGAUGUUCUGGUUGGCCAUGACUCCACACAACUCUGACACAGAGAAGAAGAGACUGGCUAUCCUCGCUGGAUUUGCCUUCUUCACAGGUGUUGGCCUCGGCCCCGCGAUGGACUUUGUCAUUGCCAUCAAUCCAAGCAUCAUUGUCACAGCUUUCUUGGGAACCUCCAUGAUUUUCAUCUGCUUCACACUCAGCGCUCUCUAUGCCAAACGCAGGAGCUACCUCUUCCUGGGAGGCACUCUGAUGUCUGGUCUGUCCAUCCUGUUCCUGAUGUCUGUGAUGAACAUGUUCUUUGGAUCUGUGAUGCUGUUCAAGGCACACAUGUACCUUGGGCUGAUCAUCAUGUGCGGGUUCGUCCUGUUUGACACCCAGCUCAUCAUUGAGAAAGCAGAGAACGGAGACAAGGACUAUAUCUGGCAUUGCGUGGACCUCUUCCUUGAUUUUGUCACCAUCUUCAGGAAACUGAUGGUCAUCCUUGCCAUGAAUGAGAAGGACAAGAAGAAAGAAAAGAAGUAAGAGGAAGAACAUUUUAAUAAGUUGUCUGAAAAUUAAAAACAAUCUGUGAGGCAAGGCACAAUUUGCAGCGCUGUUGGUAUUUUCACUUUCUGUCUUCAUUUCUUGAAUUAACUCCUAUGUGGUCUUAUAUUAUUGAAGUUUCUUUGAUUUUUAACUUACAAUAAGGGUUGAAUGUAAGUUUAUGGUAAACUAAUGCUAGUCCUAUUUUGGCUGUGAAUGGAAAAUAGACUAAUGCUGCAGUGAUCGUGCUUGGCCAAUAGAGGGGAGCGUUGUCCUAUAAAGGCCCCCAGAAGCUGAGCAGCAUUUACCAGGGUUUUCAUAUUAUUGUUAUUUAGUGCCAUAAAAUAAUUACAUAAUAGGCUCCUUUAGCAGGUCUUGUGAGCUUCUGAGACUGAUUGUUGUUUUAAUUUGAAGUUAUGUAACCUGAUCCAUUGAUUUGCCUAUUUAUACAGUUCUCCUCAAAUCUCUUAAGUGCAGUGUCACAAGAUAUGGGGUCCCAUGAUACUGGCAACACAUCCCCUUUGAGAGAUUCCCCUUGUAAUUAUUUAUUCCUAUAUAAUUAUGUUGUUGACCAACGUUUCGGGGGCAGGAAUGGUGAAGCCAAACCACGAAUGCUAAUGAGACCCAUGUGAUGAGCUUCGCUAACUCAUUCAGACGGACUUAAAAGCCACUCGGUGGUCAGGAUAUUGGGCUUUGGCUGGUGUCGGAGGAAGAGUUAUUGCCAUCUGUCCACAUUUUCAGCCUGGAUAGCCAAGACAAGCAAGCAUUCAGAUUGCUCCCAUUGUAAAUUCAGAAAACGGUCUAAAAUAUUGGUAUUCUAGAAAUUAGUUUGCCAAAUCAUGUGAUGUUAACCUUAAAUUUUUUUGAAAGUGUAUACUGUGAAGAACUUAUUUUAUUGAUGUAUGACUGAAAAUCUAAUAAUUUGAUACAUUUGCUCAAAUAAAUUCGUUGAACGUGAUCAACCAAA
Messenger RNA from Myripristis murdjan (pinecone soldierfish), 2083 nucleotides. RefSeq names its product testis enhanced gene transcript (BAX inhibitor 1) (gene tmbim6). The transcript has 10 exons. Lineage: Eukaryota; Metazoa; Chordata; Actinopteri; Holocentriformes; Holocentridae. Gene Ontology annotation, molecular function: enzyme binding. The record is from RefSeq and is a predicted model, not a curated record. Gene Ontology annotation, biological process: negative regulation of endoribonuclease activity; negative regulation of apoptotic signaling pathway; cellular response to unfolded protein. Gene Ontology annotation, cellular component: mitochondrial membrane. Bases 403 to 1116 code for a protein of 237 amino acids.